CAGGCUUUUGUUUCCUGCUGACCUACAUUUGUUCUGUCUUAAAAGUCACAACUCUGUGACUAGGAGACAUUGUUGGAGAAACAGCCAUGUUGGGACCCUUGUUAUUGUUUUUGCUGCAUUUUCUGUGCCUUGUUGAAGCUGAUGUUGUUUGUGUUUGCAAAGAACUGAAAACAGAGCAAUUUAGCAUCGACGAGUGUAACAGAUUAGAUGAGCAUAUUUUACACGGGUACUCAUGGGAAGAUGUUGAGUGGCGAUUUGGAAACGACUGUUUGUUCUCACUGAAAGAGUCCAGCUUCGAUAAAAGAUUCCUCAUACCUCACGUGCUUGACGUAAACAUUGGAUCAGAUGGCCUGAAAGUUGACACUGUAGUAGGAAGCGUCAGUGCGGGAAAAGAUGGUGUAGGAGUUGACACUGUGGUUGGUGGCGCAAAAGUAGGACCUGAUGGUGUCUCUGUAGAUACUGUUGCUGGUGCGGCUAGUAUAGGAAAAGAUGGGGUAUCAGCCAAUAUUGACACGCCACUAGGUGGUGCUAGCGCAUCAGUUGGAACUGACGGUCACGUCAGCGCUAGCGGCAAUGUUGACGUUCCAAUGGUUGCAAGUGUUAACGGUAAUAUUGAUGUUGACCAUGGAAAAGUCAGUGGAGGUGGAGGAGGCUCAGUGACGAUCGAUGGAGUUGAAGUUGGAGGUCAUGUAAAUGUUGAUAAAGACGGAAAGGUCAGUGGUGGCGGAAGUGUUGGGCUGAAUCUAGGUCCUCUUGCUCAUGCGUCAGUUGGGGUUGAUGUAGAUUCAAGUGGUCAUGUAUCAACUGGAGUAGAGGGUCAUGCCGGAAUCGGUCCUCUCAGCGUAGGUGGACAAGUCUCCGUGGAUCAGAAUGGUAAAGUAACGGGGUCAGCAACAGGAGGUGCAAGCUUAGGUUCUCUAGGGAAUAUUGAUGGCACUCUAAACGUUGACUCAAGUGGAGUUUCUGGUGGCGCCAGUGGGAAUCUUAAUGUUGGUGGAAGUAGCCUUUCAGGAAAUAUUAACGCUGGAUCUAGUGGGAUUACAGGAGGAGGAACUGCUACGCUCAACACUGGAAUCGGAUCACUAAGUGGACAAGUGAGCGGUGGCAAUGGUGGCGUAUCUGGAAGCAUGAGCGGUUCCCCUAGUUCUGGAAUUGCUUCCGGAACAAGUAGUGGUUCUAAUCCAGGCUCCUCUUCAAGUGGAUCUGGUUCUGGUAGCUCCAGUUCUUUUUCAAGUGGAAAUCCUAUGUCCUUCUCGUCGUCAUUCAAUCAAGCAAUGUUAAGUGGACCUAAUGGUUUCAUGCAGAUGAUGCAGAACAUGCAAAACGUACAAGGCAGUCCCACAGGUUUUAAUCCAAUGACCUUUAAUCAGCAAGUUGGUACCGAAGCUUUCCUUCAAGAAAUGGCAAAGCUAGGAUAAAUGUUUAUGUUGUGAUGAUAUCCUGUCAGUAUUCAACAGUAUUCAUUAUAUGCACGUCUUUAUUUUGGAGAUUAUUGAUCAAAAUACACUGAAUGUUUCCUUUGUGAAUACAAAGGUGUAAUACAAAUCGAACAUUGA
Saccostrea cuccullata (small rock oyster) is the source of this 1556-nucleotide messenger RNA. RefSeq lists its product as uncharacterized. The transcript has 6 exons. Lineage: Eukaryota; Metazoa; Mollusca; Bivalvia; Ostreida; Ostreidae. The record is from RefSeq and is a predicted model, not a curated record. The coding region runs from base 87 to 1418 and encodes 443 amino acids.